AUAAGUAUUCAUCAGAAAGGUGAUAUUCUUAUCGGCUGUGAGGGUGCAGUGAUCAUUUUUCUACGAAAUAGUUCUGUAGACGGACCAUAUACAGUUAACACUAGUCCAAAGCAGAAGUAUCAAGAUACAGAGGCUACGAAGCUGUAUUCUAUUGUAGAAUAGAAGUAUAAGCAAAGGUGAGCUUUGUCAUGUAUUUCUGUAAGUUUUCAUUUGCUGGAUUUAUACAUCGCUUAUAUUUUGUCGUGGUAUUUAUGACUAAUAUAUGCUUCCAUUUUUGAAUUUGGAUGUGUUUUACUGUUUCUUUCCAACAAAAUGCAGAGUAACUGGUGUUAAAGGGGAAAAUGCCAUGGAUUCAACCAGGAGUAAAGAUAUUGCGAAUGAAGGGGGGAAAGGGUCAGCAUCAUUUAUCACAAAUCUUGACGGCACUUCGAAUGUCCCUAUCCCUGUUGGUUCUCCGGGUCAUUUGUCAGAGGGGUUUCUGGACAAGUACCUGUCAUGUCGCUGGGUUGUGACGUAUAUGUGCUGCCUAGUUUUCGCUGUUUUACCAAUGCUCCAGAACUGUUUGGCAAUGGUGCUCGUCUGCAUGGAGUCCAAUUAUAGAGAAAUAGAUCAAUUGAAGUACAGCCAGCUAAAUGUUACAGACAACCUCACUGUGUUUCAAGAGCAGAGUAUAUGGAACAUUCGCUUGGAAGGCGAUGUCAGAAGCCAGCUUCUAUCGGCAGAGUUUUACGCAUUCCCGUUCUCCCCUUUGAUUGGUGGAUAUUUAUCCGGAAGAUUUAGUGCUAAAAAUAUAAUUCUUGUCAUCAUCAUCCUCCUCAUCGCCUCCUCCUCACUUACACCCAUCGUCUUGACGAUCAACCCAUAUAUUGCCAUAGGGCUUAGGUGCAUAGUUGGCCUCUCAUUUGGUGGUUUGCAUGCCAGCCUCACUGAGCUAUUGUCUAAAUGGGCUCCACUGAAUGAACGGGCUCAGAUUGUGUCCACUGCUAUGGCAGGAUUACUCCUUGGGUUAAUCUUGAAUUAUUCCGCCUCGGGAUUUAUCUGCACUAUUCCAGUACACAAUGGAUGGCCAUUUAUCAUGUACAUUUUCAGUUUCUGCUGCCUCGUCGUCAUAAUACCAUGGUUUCUCCUAGUUUAUGACAGCCCAUAUAAACAUCCUCGAAUCACGCCAUCAGAAAUAGAGAUCAUCCGAUAUCGUAGACGAGACAGUACUGUAGCUAAAAUGUCACGCCCGCCAUGGCUGGGUAUUCUGCGAUCGGGACCUUUCUGGGGUUUACUUUGCGUCAAUAUGAGUCAUGCUUUCAUCGCUACGACUGUUGGCACAUAUUUACCUCUCUAUCUCAAUGAUGUUCUGCACUUCGAUGUGACUUCGAAUGGUUUGAUCUCCUCUUUACCACAAGUGGCUCGCUUCCUGUCAUCUAUUAUUGGAGGGCGAAUCUCUGACUUUUUGAUCACUCGAGAAAUAUUAUCCACUACAGUCGUCAGAAAAAUGUUUCAGACAACAGGCAACAUCCUGUCUGUACCAUUCCUGAUUGGCCUUAGUUACAUGGAUAGUUCCCAGGCUACCUACGCUGUUAUUCUAGUAGUCCUCUUCUGGUUUGUCCAAUCCCUCAACACCUGUUCAUUUCGUGUUAAUCAGAUCGAUAUAGCACCAAGGUUUGCUGGAGUCCUGACUGGAAUGACAGGUACAAUGGCCUACGUAGCUGCUCUGUUGUCGCCAAUAGUUACAUUUGAGCUCACCAAAAACAGAACCCAGAAAGAAUGGCAGGUUGUGUUUUUCAUCUCUUCCGGUGUGUCUGUUUUCUGUGCCCUCGUGUUUUUGGUCCUCGGCAGUGGGCUAGAACAGUCCUGGGCAAAAGAUCCCAGUCUGAACAUAGAGGUGGACGUUCCUGUCGAUGGUGCGGUUGGCGAUUCAUCUAAAUCAACCAUGGAAUGUCACAAUCACAUUGCAACAAAUGGCCACAUCUUGAGAGAAAUGACAGUUAAUGGACAAGCACAAGCUGAGAAUGGGUUAGGUUCUGAGCGACAAAGUGUUCAAUCCGAUGACAAAUAUAGGCCGAAAAUGAUUUCUCAAAGUGUGCAGGUAAAUUUCGGAUAUGGUGAAAUCAAUCUUAACUUUGAAAUGAAUGAAAACUUUCGAAAUGCCCAGAAUUCAGGUGCAUCAAUCAUUUCUGGGGUUUGUUUUGCUGGUGUUUCAAACAGUGGUGAAGAAAAUUAUGAUACCCCCAAUCGAGUCAGUAAAACUGACUCGUUGAGAAUUAGAAAUGCUGAACAUUCCAAGGAUCAAUUUGCAACGAGUACUCUGAAAAUAAACGAUACUAAUGGAGAGAUCACUGGCUUAUGAAAUUCAUAAGUCCUUGUUACUACUUUAAGCAGAUUGAAUGACUAAUUUACUUCAUGGAUUGAAAUAUUUAUUAAUGAUUUAUAAUUGAAUAUCAGAUAAUUUUGUGUUUAAUACACUUGUAGACAAAU
This is a messenger RNA of Ostrea edulis (European flat oyster), 2469 nucleotides long. Its product is annotated as sodium-dependent phosphate transport protein 1-like. Gene Ontology annotation, biological process: monoatomic anion transport; transmembrane transport. Gene Ontology annotation, molecular function: transmembrane transporter activity. Bases 263 to 2341 code for a protein of 692 amino acids. The record is from RefSeq and is a predicted model, not a curated record. The transcript has 12 exons. NCBI's taxonomy places the organism in Eukaryota, Metazoa, Mollusca, Bivalvia, Ostreida, Ostreidae.